This is a messenger RNA of Eremothecium sinecaudum, 6666 nucleotides long. RefSeq names its product bifunctional carbamoylphosphate synthetase/aspartate transcarbamylase (gene URA2). The transcript has a single exon. Gene Ontology annotation, cellular component: cytosol; cytoplasm. NCBI's taxonomy places the organism in Eukaryota, Fungi, Ascomycota, Saccharomycetes, Saccharomycetales, Saccharomycetaceae. Gene Ontology annotation, biological process: L-citrulline biosynthetic process; 'de novo' pyrimidine nucleobase biosynthetic process; L-glutamine metabolic process. Gene Ontology annotation, molecular function: carbamoyl-phosphate synthase (glutamine-hydrolyzing) activity; amino acid binding; ATP binding. The record is from RefSeq and is a predicted model, not a curated record. The coding region runs from base 1 to 6666 and encodes 2221 amino acids.
AUGUCUGAUCUCGUUCCUAUCGCUCCGAUUGCUCCUCCCAUGGAGUCUACUGGUGACAGACUGAUGACUUUGGAAAUGAAAGAUGGUACUGUCGUACAAGGCUACUCAUUUGGUGCUCCUGUCGAGGCCGCUGGUGAGCUUGUGUUCCAGACCGGUAUGGUUGGCUACCCUGAAUCCAUCACGGAUCCUUCCUACGAGGGCCAGAUUUUGGUUAUAACAUAUCCUUUAGUUGGUAACUACGGUGUUCCAGACCGUAAUUUGAAGGACGAAAUUGUGGAAUCGCUACCGCGUUAUUUUGAGUCUAACAGGAUUCACGUUGCCGGUCUAGUUGUUGCUCAUUAUACUGAGGAAUACUCUCACUGGCUUGCCAACUCAUCGUUGGGCCAAUGGUUAAAAGAGGAAGGUAUCCCUGCUCUUUAUGGUGUAGAUACCAGAGCUCUAACGAAACAUUUGAGAGAUUCCGGUUCUAUGUUGGGUAGAAUUUCUAUCCAGAAACCGGGAUCAGACCAUGCAGCUGCUAUGUCAGCCGACUGGAGGGCCCACUUCGAGAUUCCCAAGUGGCUCGAUCCUAACACGGAAAACCUAGUAGCAAAGGUCUCUGUGAAGGAGCCCAAAGUGUAUUAUCCUGAUGAGGAACAUGCCAUUAAGAAACCUGACGGCAAGACAUUCAGAAUCUUGGCAAUUGAUGUUGGUAUGAAGUACAAUCAAAUUCGUUGCUUUGUCCGCAGAGGUGUAGAGUUGAUUGUUGUUCCUUGGGACUAUGAUUUCACGAAAGAGGAAUACGACGGUUUGUUUAUUUCUAAUGGUCCUGGUGAUCCUGCGGUCCUAGGCGAGUUGUCCGCAAGGUUAUCUAAUGUCUUGAAGGCCAAGACCCACCCUGUUUUCGGUAUUUGUUUGGGUCACCAAUUGGUAGCUAGAGCUGCUGGUGCUUCUACUACUAAGCUAAAGUUCGGUAACAGAGGUCACAAUAUUCCAUGUAAUUCUACUAUUUCUGGAAGAUGUUACAUUACUUCACAAAACCAUGGUUUUGCUGUUGAUGUUAAUACGUUAACACCUGGAUGGAAACCACUAUUUGUUAACGCUAAUGACGGUUCGAACGAAGGUAUCUACCACGAAGAACUACCCUACUUUUCUGUUCAAUUCCACCCCGAAUGUACUCCAGGCCCAGAAGACACACAAUUUUUGUUUGACGUUUUCAUCAAAACUGUUGUGGAUUUCAAAAAGACCCAACAACUAAAAGCGGUUGAAUUCCCUGGUGGAUUGCUGGAUGAUCAUUUGAAUGCGAACCCAAGAUUAGACCCUAAAAAGGUUUUGGUUUUGGGUUCUGGUGGUUUGUCCAUCGGUCAAGCUGGUGAAUUUGACUAUUCUGGUUCUCAAGCAAUUAAAGCUUUGAAAGAAGAAGGCAUCUACACAAUCUUAAUUAAUCCAAAUAUCGCCACUAUCCAAACUUCGAAGGGUCUUGCUGACAAGGUUUAUUUCUUACCGGUUACGGCGGAGUUUGUCAGGAAAGUUAUCAUGCAUGAGCGUCCUGAUGCCAUUUACUGUACAUUUGGUGGUCAAACUGCUUUGUCGGUUGGUAUUGAAAUGAAAGAUGAAUUCGAAGUUCUAGGUAUUAAAGUUUUGGGUACUCCUAUAGAAACUAUUAUCACCACCGAAGAUCGUGAAUUGUUCUCAAACGCCAUGGAUGAAAUUAACGAAAAAUGUGCCAAGUCAAAGGCCGCUUCUACUGUACAGGAGGCCCUAGAUGCGGUGAAAGACAUUGGAUAUCCAGUCAUUGUUCGUGCUGCUUAUGCUUUAGGUGGUUUAGGAUCAGGGUUUGCUUCUAACGAAAAGGAAUUGGUUGACCUAUGUAAUGUCGCCUUUGCAUCGUCUCCUCAAGUUUUAGUUGAAAGGUCCAUGAAAGGCUGGAAGGAAAUCGAAUAUGAGGUUGUUCGUGACGCCUUUGAUAACUGUAUUACUGUUUGUAAUAUGGAGAACUUCGAUCCACUUGGAAUCCACACAGGUGACUCCAUCGUUGUUGCUCCCUCUCAAACUUUAUCAGAUGAAGACUAUAAUAUGUUGAGAACUACUGCAGUCAGGGUUAUUAGACAUUUGGGCGUUGUUGGUGAAUGUAACAUCCAAUACGCUUUAAACCCAUUUUCCAAGGAGUAUUGUAUUAUUGAAGUUAAUGCCCGUUUAUCACGUUCGUCUGCUUUGGCAUCUAAAGCUACUGGUUACCCACUUGCAUACACUGCUGCUAAGUUGGGUUUGAGAAUUCCAUUGAACGAAGUUAAAAACUCUAUUACACAAAGUACAUGUGCUUGUUUUGAACCAUCAUUGGAUUACUGUGUCGUUAAGAUGCCAAGAUGGGAUUUAAAGAAGUUUACUCGUGUGUCAACUUUGUUAUCAUCUUCCAUGAAAUCUGUCGGUGAGGUCAUGAGUAUUGGUAGAACAUUUGAAGAGGCCAUCCAGAAGGCCAUCAGAUCUACUGAGUAUUCGAACCUAGGGUUUGGUGAAGUCGAUAUGGAUAUUGAUAUCGAUUAUGAGUUGCGCAAUCCAUCUGAUUUGCGUAUCUUUGCAAUUGCCAAUGCAUUUGCAAAGUUAGGUUACUCUGUUGAUAAGGUAUGGGAGAUGACCAAGAUCGACAAGUGGUUCUUGAACAAGUUAUAUUCUUUAGUUAACUUCGGCAAGCACUUGAAAUCAUUUGGUACAAAAGAAGCCUUACCAGCAUUAGUUUUGAGACAAGCCAAACAAUUAGGCUUUGAUGAUAGGCAAAUCGCUAAGGCAUUAGAGUCAAAUGAGGUAGCAAUCCGUCGUUUAAGAAAAGAACACAAUAUUGUUCCAUAUGUUAAACAAAUUGAUACUGUUGCAGCAGAAUUCCCAGCCCAUACCAAUUACUUGUAUAUGACGUACAAUGCAGCUGAACAUGACUUGGAAUUUAAAGACAAUGGUGUUAUGGUUCUUGGAUCAGGUGUUUACCGUAUUGGUUCUUCUGUAGAAUUUGAUUGGUGUGCCGUUACUACUGUCAGAACUUUACGUGAGAAUAAAAUUAAAACCAUUAUGGUUAACUAUAACCCUGAAACCGUGUCCACCGACUACGACGAAGCUGAUAGAUUAUACUUUGAAACUAUAAACUUAGAAAGGAUUCUAGAUAUUUAUGAAGUUGAAUCCUCAGCUGGUGUUAUCGUUUCAAUGGGUGGCCAAACUUCCAACAAUAUUGCUAUGUCUCUACACCGUGAAAAUGUGAAGAUUUUGGGUACCUCGCCUGAAAUGAUUGACUCAGCAGAGAACAGAUAUAAGUUCUCAAGGAUGUUGGAUCAAAUUGGUGUCGAUCAACCAGCUUGGAAGGAAUUGACUUCUAUUGAUGAGGCAGAAGAUUUUGCAAACGAGGUUGGAUACCCAGUUUUAGUUCGUCCUUCAUAUGUGUUAUCCGGUGCUGCAAUGAACACAGCUUACUCAAAGGAUGAUCUUGAGUCAUACUUAAACCAGGCUGUGGAAGUUUCCCGCGAUUAUCCUGUUGUUAUUACAAAAUACAUUGAAAAUGCAAAGGAAAUCGAAAUGGAUGCUGUUGCAAGAGAUGGUGAAAUGAUUAUGCAUGUGGUUUCAGAACACGUGGAAAACGCCGGUGUUCAUUCUGGUGAUGCUACAUUGAUUGUACCUCCACAAGAUUUGGAGCCACAGACUGUUAAAAGAAUUGUGGAUGCUACUGCCAAGAUCGGUAGAGCCUUGAAAAUCACUGGUCCCUACAAUAUUCAAUUCAUUGCUAAGAACAACGAGAUUAAGGUUAUCGAAUGUAAUGUCAGAGCUUCGAGAUCUUUCCCAUUCAUAUCGAAGGUUGUUGGAGUGAACUUGAUUAACUUGUCGACCAGGGCAAUCUUGGGCUUACCAGUAACUCCUUAUCCAGUAGAAAAGUUACCAGAAGAUUAUGUUGCUGUUAAGGUUCCACAAUUUUCUUUCCCUAGAUUGGCAGGUGCUGAUCCAGUCCUGGGUGUGGAAAUGGCUUCUACCGGUGAAGUUGCAACCUUUGGCCACUCUAAGUACGAGGCAUACCUAAAGUCUUUACUAUCAACUGGUUUCAAGUUACCUAAGAAAAAUGUUUUGUUAUCUAUUGGGUCUUAUAAAGAGAAACAGGAGAUGUUACCAUCUGUUGAAAAACUAUAUAACAUGGGUUAUAAAUUGUUUGCCACCGCUGGUACUGCUGAUUUCCUAUCAGAGCAUGGUAUUCCAGUUCAAUAUUUGGAAUUCCUAAACGAUGGAGACGAUGAAAAAUACGAAUACUCGUUAACUCAACAUUUGGCCAACAAUAAGAUUGAUUUGUACAUUAAUUUGCCAUCUGCCAACAGGUUCCGUCGUCCUGCAUCUUAUGUAUCAAAGGGAUACAAAACUCGUCGUUUGGCUGUUGACUACUCUGUCCCAUUGGUCACUAAUGUUAAGUGUGCUAAACUUUUGAUUGAGGCUAUUUUUAGAAACUUGAGUUUGGACGUCUCUGCAAGAGAUGCUCAAACAUCACAUCGAACUGUUACCGUUCCUGGUUUAAUUAACAUUUCUUCUUACGUUCCAAAUAUUUCCAAUGUUGUACAAGGUCCAGCCGAAUUAAAGGAGACUACACGAGUUUCUCUUGAGUCUGGGUUUACCUUCUCUCAAAUAAUGCCAAAAUCCACAUCUGGACCGGUCAUUACGGAUGGUGUAUCUUUGAAAGUUGCAACUUCAGUAGCUGAAAAGUCUGCUUACACCAACUUUAGUUUCACAAUAGCUGCCACACCAAACAAUAUUGAGGAUGUAGCUGCUGAAGCUGGAAAGACUACUGCCUUGUUUUUGCCAUAUCGUGGAUUGACCGACAAGGUGUCCAGUGUUGCUGAUCAUUUGAAGAACUGGCCAGUAGAUAAGCAAAUCAUUGCUGAAGCUAAAACAUCAGAUCUUGCAUCUGUGUUGUUGUUAGCUUCAUUGCAAAAUAGGCCAAUUCAUAUUACCGGUGUUUCACAAAAGGAAGAUUUGUCUCUGAUCAUGACUGUAAAGGAAAAACAGAGUACUGUCACAUGUGAUGUUAACAUCCAUGCUCUAUUUGUUUCCCAGGAUGACUACCCAGAGGCAUUGUUUUUACCAACUAAGGAAGAUCAAGAUUUCUUGUGGCGUAACGUAGAUGCUAUUGACGUCUUUUCUAUUGGUUCUCUACCAAUCGCAUUGGCUGAGGUUACGGGCAAUGAAGUUGCCACUGGCUUGGGUAUUAAAGAAGCUCUACCCUUGUUGAUUUCCGCCGUUAACAACGGAAAAUUGACAAUAGAUGACAUUGUUGAAAAGUUGCACGAUAAUCCAGCCAAAAUUUUCAAUAUUCCUGAACAAGACGCCAAGGUAGAGCUUGAUUUGGACUUUGCCUUUAGACAUACCAAGAGAUGGUGUCCUUACACCAAAGGUGGUUUGAAAGGUGGUGUCGAGCGUGUUGUUGUUAACGACGAAACCGUUGUGUUGAGUGGAGAUCUAAUUACCAAGGAUGCGAAGGGUACUGCUGUAGUUACUUCAGUCGCUCCAAUUUCAAUAAACAGCUUUGAGUCCCAAUUUACUCCAAUAAUUCCACAUCCUACAACUACGGGGAGAAAAAGGUUCUCAUUUUCUAAUGAGAGCCUUAUGUCCGUAGCUUCUGGUGACGGUGACCUAGAUGACGCAAUAAUUGACCAGCCAUUACAGCAAAGGUUGAUGUCGUCAAGACCACCAAAGGAAUUGCAAGCUCCAACCGCUCUUCAGAGUCUAAUUCGUGGUAACAACCCAUUCUUAAGAAGGAACAUCUUGUCCAUUAAUCAAUUUAAACGUUCUGAUUUCCACGCGCUUUUUGCAGUUGCUCAGGAACUCAGAUCUGCCGUGGAAAAACAUGGUGUUUUAGAUUUGAUGAAGAGUAGUGUUUUGACCGUUCUCUUUUAUGAGCCAUCUACAAGAACUUCUUCUUCGUUUAUUGCUGCUAUGGAGCGCUUGGGUGGUAGAACAGUAAACAUUAACACGUCUGCUUCUUCCGUCAGAAAAGGUGAAACCUUGCAGGACACUAUAAGAACUUUGGCCUGCUAUUCAGAUGCUAUUGUUUUGAGACAUCCAGAUGAGAUGUCUGCUCACAUUGCUGCGAAGUAUUCACCAGUGCCAAUUAUCAAUGGUGGAAAUGGAUCACGUGAACAUCCUACACAGGCCUUCUUGGACUUGUUUACUAUUCGCGAAGAAUUGGGCACUGUUAACGGAAUUACCGUCACUUUCAUGGGUGACUUGAAAUAUGGAAGACCAGUGCACUCUCUAUGUAGACUUUUGAAGCACUACCAGGUUAGAAUUAACCUGGUUUCACCAAAGGAAUUGAGAUUGCCUGAAACUCUGCGCAAGGAAUUACUUGAAAAUGGUUUACUGGGAGUUGAAAGUAAAGAAUUGACAAACGAAAUAAUUUCUAGGUCAGAUGUUCUGUACUGUACCAGAGUUCAACAAGAGAGAUUCAAGAGCGAAGAAGAAUACUUACGUUUGAAGGAUACCUAUAUUGUUGAAAAUAAAAUCUUAUCCCACGCUAAGGAAAAUAUGGUCGUUAUGCACCCAUUGCCUCGUGUUAGCGAGAUCCGCGAGGAAGUUGACUAUGACCAUCGUGCAGCUUACUUUAGACAAAUGAAAUAUGGUUUGUUUGUCAGAAUGGCAGUGUUAGCCAUGGUGUUGGGUGUUGACAUGUAA